Messenger RNA from Myripristis murdjan (pinecone soldierfish), 5800 nucleotides. It is a transcript of the gene mntb, whose product is annotated as MAX network transcriptional repressor b. Bases 232 to 2070 code for a protein of 612 amino acids. Gene Ontology annotation, molecular function: DNA-binding transcription factor activity, RNA polymerase II-specific; protein dimerization activity; RNA polymerase II cis-regulatory region sequence-specific DNA binding. The transcript is spliced from 6 exons. Gene Ontology annotation, biological process: regulation of transcription by RNA polymerase II. NCBI's taxonomy places the organism in Eukaryota, Metazoa, Chordata, Actinopteri, Holocentriformes, Holocentridae. The record is from RefSeq and is a predicted model, not a curated record.
UCCCGUGCUCGCAUCGCCAUCUUGUUGCAAUCAUCUUUUACGUAUGCGAGGGUCUACUUUCGGUUUGGUCCGAAUAAAAAAAUUCCGUGCACUUAGAGGAGAACCACCGAGGACCAUCCGCUCGGGGCGCGGGGCAAUCGUGCACACGGUGCUUCCUGGAGACUACCGCUCGGUUUUUAUCCUCCUUCCGUCCCGGGCCACCGGGUCGCCUGUCGUGAGGGGUUACGCGCAAUGAGCAUCGAUACUCUUUUGGAGGCGGCCAGAUAUCUGGAAUGGCAAGCCCAGCAACAACAGAUCACACGUGAAGAGGAGCAGCGCAAAGAGAAGGAGCUCCUUAACAGGGAGGCAGAGUCAAAGCACGUGGAGGUUUUGACCCCAUCAGCCCAGCCAAUCAGAGCCAACCACGUCACCUGGGGGGAUGACACUCACCGUCAACAGCUACACCCCUCCCCUGCACCUCCACCCCCUUCUCUCCCACCUCCUCAAGUCCCUAUUGCUGUCAUCCCCAUGGUCCCAGUUGUCACAGCGACACCCUCAGUCCCGCCCCUCCCCCUUGCGACGCCCAUCGCCGCCGCAGCAACGGCCCUCAACAGUUCCCCGCCGGUUAAGAACUCUUCUUCCCCUCCCUUGCAGCAGCAGCAGCAGCCCACCUCCCGUCACCUGUUGUGCACCCCCCAGAUAAAGGUGGAGACCAGUCCACAGCAGAUUGGUGGAAAACCCAGCCAAUCACAGCCUCAGGUUCAGAUUCCAUACCCGACUUCCAUCAGCACUACUGGUUCCAGUUCCCAGCAUGCACUGGUUCCCCAGCAAGCUCCACCCACAUCUCAGCCACGGCCCAAUGGAGUGACAGUGGAGGACAUGAAGGCGAUGGAUGGGAAGAGACGACCUGGAGGGGCGGGGACCAGAGAGGUACACAACAAACUGGAGAAGAACAGACGAGCGCAUUUGAAGGAGUGUUUUGAGACGCUGAAGAAGAACGUUCCAAACGUGGACGAGAAGAAAACCUCCAACCUGAGCGUUCUCCGCAGCGCCUUGCGAUACAUACAGACUCUGAAGCGUAAGGAGAAGGAGUACGAGCACGAGAUGGAGCGCUUGGCGAGGGAGAAGAUUGCGACACAGCAGCGGCUGGCGGAGCUGAAGAACGAGCUGAGCCAGUGCAUGGAUGUGUUGGAGAUCGACAGAGUCCUGCGACAGACCAUCCAGCCAGAGGACGACCAAGCCUCCACCUCCACUGCCUCAGAAGGGGAAGACAACUUCGAGCAGGACAUGGACGAGGACGUCUCCGCUCCCCCAGCUGCAGUGUCCCUCCCCAAACCCGCCGCCCCCAUCUCCAUCCCCCAUCCCCAAGCCCAGCCACUCCUCACCCCUCACUUGUCGAUCCAGCACACGACUCUGCCUCUCUCUGGAGUCCUGACCUCGCCCUCCGUCUCUGCCCCUCCUCCACCUCAGGCCAUCGCCCCAGCUCCUGCUCCGGCUCCCGCUCCAACCCCUGCGCCAGCCAUCCAUCCCCUGCAGACGCCGGCCGUGCAGGUGCAGCCCACCGUCAUCGCCCACGCUGCCGUCUCCCACCCGUCGGUCAUCCAGGCCGUCAAUCACGCUCUGCCAGCCAAUCACAAGCACCUGACGCACAUUGCCCCCUCGCCUGGCCCCGUCUCCUCCACCCCUCAGCCAAUCGCAGCAGCCCCAGCUGCUGCGGCCGCCGCCACUCACCAGCCAAUCACAGCCCAGCCCAUUGGACACAUCACCGUUCACCCGGUGGCACAUCUGGGGGGUCCCCUCCCGUCCCACCUCCCAACCCUCUACCCCCAGGGUGUCUCUGUCUCCCAGCCUACCAUGGUGGGCCACAUCACCCACACCUUCACCCACCACACGCUGCCCCACGUCCAGGCUAACGCUAACGGGGCACAGGUGAACGGUGCGACCGUGGUGAGCCAGGGGAGCCCGUCCCUAGGGAAGCCGACAGCCGUGCUUGCCCCCCACCCGCAGCUGGUGGGGCAAGCUGCCGUCCUCAACCCCGUCACAAUGGUUACUGUUCCACCCUUUCCUGUCAGCACACUCAAACUGGCCUGAAAGAUUGAAAAACAAACUAAAACUGGGGGUGGAUGGAUGGAUGGAAGAGAUAGAGAACACAGAUGUAUUCAUCAGCAGGAUCAGGGCCAAGUGAACCUCCUGGAUCGGAGCUUGAGUUACUUCAAGUGGUAGUGGAGCAUUUCUGACAGAUUAAUGGGAUUGUCUGGACUCAAAAUGACAAUAAUCAACUUUGGUAACAGGUCCAUGUGUUUUUAUCUGUUUCUAAGUGGAGGGUUAAAAAAAAUAAUCUGAAAGCAGAGUCAGUGGGUCAGGCCGCUCUUUGUGAACACAGGACUGUGAUGCUUGUCCCUGCUGCAGAGACAGGACCAUUGUCUUUUUUUCCUUGCCUCCCUCUCACCUUCCUUGCUUGCUUCCUUACUUCCUUCUCCCUUUUCUUCCUUCUUUCUUCCCCUACAACCAGAAGCACUAACGUAAUAAGCUCAGUUCAUACUCAGGCAUCCGGGAUUUACCUUAACUAUUCACUCACUCACUUAUUUAGGAGAAAUGUAUGAAAGGGAGUCAUUUCAGAUUAGAGUGUUGCAGUAGUGGUUCUGUAUUCAGGUACUCAUAUGAUGUCAUCUUGAAAGCGCCAAGCUCACAUCAUGGUGUUGGCAGAAUGAUGUCACUCAUGUUUUUGAGAAAAGGAGAAACGAGCUCAAAGGUUAAUGGGUUUCUUUAGCCGCUCUGAAAUGCAGCCAGACUUGGUAUCCUAAUUAAUCACACUCAGUUAUGUUUAAAUUAUUAAAUGUGAACCAGAUCAGGGGCACAUGAUAGAUCUAUCUGCAAAACACGGCCAAAGCAUUAUGUUAAUUAAGAAUGUAAUAUUGUCAUUAAAGGAUGACUGCAAUGCCACAGCAAAAAGUGAUGUAUUGGCUACUCAACCUUACCCAUUUGGAUAAAUUUACACCCCUAAGCUAAUACUUACCACAGCAACAAAUUCACCGUGAUAAGUUAAUGCGGUUAAGGCCUUUGUGAAUGAAUGCAACACUGACAGCAGUCUCUCUGUGUGGCUUUAUAUACAGUUACAUGUGAUAAAUUACCUCGCGGUGAAGCCAUUUACAGAGUUCCCGCAUCAGUGUCACUGAAGAAUGUCAGACUGCAUGUACUUUGGCUGUCAGUCACUGGCCAGGAACAGGUUCUCUUCUAGAUAACCCCAACUGCAGAUUUAAAAUGUGAUAGCAGCAGUCAGGAUGUCCCAAAAUAGUCGUAAAAGUUAGUCGGGGAAGCCAAGGCAGCUAUGAUUGGUUUCACUGAUUUUCCGCUAAGCUUGAGACGAUAUCAUUUGAGCAGCGGGGAGUUUCAUCUGAUUUUUGUUUUGUCCCUGAUGCAUAAAUGCAGCGUCCUCCAGUUUCAAUGUUUUUGUCCCACAAUGCAAAGCUUUGGAACGAUGUUGAUGCUCUUGGCCAGUGGGUUGCAACAAUUAAAUGAUGUCCAUCAAGACAGAAGCCAUCUUUAUUUUCGGUCUUUCAUGCUCUCUUCUAAUGGCUUUUGAAGGAGAAGCAGUGAUGUCAGAAAAGCUCUUGUACUUGUCUAAUGCUGUCAGGUCACUACGAUUCUUAUGUUUCAGGUGGAAUGUGACCAGCUGGUUUCUCUGGUAGAAAUUAAACUUAAAUCCAUAGAUUUCUGUCAGUGGAGAAUAUCUGUUUAUUCAUUUAAAGUGCACACAUUUGAGGGUUUUUUUUUUUUCGUUUUUUUUUUUGGCCAAAAGAGGCUUUGGCGCUGCCCGGGAAACCAGCCCAUGUUACAUUUCAUUAUUCGCAAUGUCCUCUUGUGCAUCACAUCGGUUUUGAAGUGAAAUAUUGUUCAUCAGCCAAGAUUGUCUCUUGAAUCCAACUGAAGCCUGUGGCAGAAUGUUUGGACAGCAGUUUCCAGUGGGAAAGAGGGCCACACCAUCACGACGGCCACCAACACCGUCAAAGAUUGUAAAGUUCUCCCACACGCCUCAUUUCUGUGUAUUGGUUUCAUUUCAGAGAGAACAAGGAUGAUGCAUCAACAGGUUUUGUGAAGGAGGGAAAGAUGAUACCAUCACAGUCAUGUUCACACACUUCCAGCAUUGUGGUGUGGCCUUUUAUAACCACUGGUAACUGGUCCACAAACAUUUAGUGACAGGCUUGUUGUCACUGUUACUGUUAACUUUAAUGGAGAGCAAUACAAGUUUUCAUUCACUGUACUCAAAUGCAGUGGCUCCCUCUGCUGCCACAUCUCAGACCGUGUGCUGCUGUUACACAAAACACACCUGGGGAACAACGCAAGAGUUCCUCCACACCUCUAGAGAAUUUGGAGAACAAUGGAAAAUGUGUUUGAUUGUUAUAUGGUCUUGGAAAAGAUUUGGACAAGCACAAAAAAAAAAAAAAACUUAAAGGAUGGAAAAGUUAUUGCUCAGUCCUGACUACAAACACUGAUAUUUUGCAUAUUGUCAAGCGUUUUAUAAUGUUUUUCCAUUGGUUACACAGCCUUCUAGUCAGUCCGGCCGCCAUUAACAGACAGUACUGAACAUUGACCAAAAGCCUCAGAUUCACUCAAGAGAAAAGUCUGGAGAAAGUUUGGAGUUUUGAAAUGGAAAGAUGUAUUGGGGGCCCUGAGAAUGAACACCCAUCUUACUGUAUGUGUGUGUGAGCGUGUGUGAGCGUGUGUGUGUGUGUGUGUGUGUGUGUGUUUUUACGUAUACUCUAAACGUUCAUGGCUUCACAGCCUUCUUGCCAGCCUAUACAUGUAUCUGUCCACAUGUACGUCUCUCCCUCACAUCGUAAUAUCUGUAUCAGUUCCCAUCAGUUAAUGUGUAUGUACUCAAUGUUACGUGGAUCUACUCUUUGCCUCUUUUGCUGUUUCUGUAUGUACGUAUGCAUAAUGUGACUAUAUUCACUAUGUUUUAUAUUCUGUACUAUAGUUAAUCCUACUGUACCUGUAGCAUGGCUCAGUUUUGGUUGUAGAAUUUGCCCUGUGCAUGACGGUGUGUGUGCAGCGAGUGAGAUAUUUUUUUAUACGCAGGUGAUUUAUGGUAUGAGUCUGUUCGGGUGCUAUCGUGUGUGCCUAUACUCAGUUUUCCUGAACACUGUGACAACAUUGGCAAAACACAUACGCACGUACACAUGAGAGAAUUGGGAGAAGAAAAAAAAAAUAUAUAAACUGUCAUUAAUUGUUUUGGAUGUUUAAGUUUCCCUUUUUUUGUGAGAUAGCCUGAGACAUGGAGUGGAAAAAAGUAAAAAACAAAAAAGAUUUUACUCUUUUCUCGAUAAGAUAAUGUCUAAUAUUCAAUCUGAGUUUUAUAAUAUUUGUAUGUAUGAAAUUUUUGUAAAUUUGUGAUCGUAUGCACGUUUUGGCAUAUGAGUGUACGUAUCGUAAAAUUUUACCCAUGCCUGUUUUUUUUCUUUUUUUCUUUUGUUUUCUGUUGAGUUUUUUGCAUGUAGAUUGCUGUUUGUUUUUGAUUUGUUUUUUUUUUUUGUUUUUUUUGUAUGUUUCAUUAUUUUUGGGACCAUGUACAAUACUGUAUAACGUGGGCAGGAUCUUGGACCUCAUGCUACAUUGAUAUUAUAUAUGAAUAUAAAAUCAUGUUUUCCCUAUGGAGAAAGUUUUAAGUUAUAUAUCGCCUGUACAUUUUGGGCUGCCUUUUAGAUCUAACUGUCCACUGUUUAAGAUAACAAUGAUAAUGGAUAAAAAAAAAUAUUAAUGAUGAAGAAUUAUGCUGAUGAAAUAAUAAAGAUUCUUAAUAAAUCUUAUUACAUUUACAACA